UCUCCGUUCCAUCUUUGUUCCCUUCCGAAAGUCUUUCUUCGCCACCAUCCUCUCGCUGCAUUGCGGCGGUUCUCCUCCGCUUACGUUAGCCUUAAUCGCCUUGUUCUUUUCAUUUACUCUCACCACACGAAGAAGCAGCGCCCACUCUUGAAUUGAAGGCAAUGGCUUCGGCUGCGAGGGCAGAUCUCGAUGGCAACCCUAUAAAGCCAAUCACAAUUUGCAUGAUCGGUGCCGGUGGGUUCAUUGGGUCCCACCUUUGCGAGAAGCUCAUGGCUGAGACACCCCACAAGGUCCUCGCAUUAGAUGUCUACAACGACAAAAUCAAGCACCUCUUGGAGCCUGCCACGCUCCCUUGGGCUGGGCGCAUCCAGUUCCACCGCCUCAACAUCAAACAUGAUUCUAGGCUCGAGGGCCUCAUCAAGAUGGCAGAUCUGACUAUAAAUCUGGCUGCAAUUUGUACUCCCGCGGAUUAUAACACCCGUCCAUUGGACACUAUUUACAGCAACUUCAUUGAUGCGCUUCCCGUGGUGAAGUACUGUUCGGAAAAUAACAAGCGUCUCAUUCAUUUCUCUACCUGUGAAGUGUAUGGGAAAACGAUUGGAAGCUUUCUCCCAAAAGAUAGCCCUCUUCGUAAGGAUCCAUCAUAUUAUGUUCUUAAAGAAGAUGAAUCUCCAUGCAUAUUUGGUUCAGUUGAGAAGCAGAGAUGGUCUUAUGCUUGUGCAAAGCAAUUGAUCGAGAGGUUAAUUUAUGCUGAGGGCGCUGAGAAUGGCCUAGAGUUCACCAUAGUGAGGCCUUUUAACUGGAUUGGACCUCGAAUGGAUUUCAUUCCUGGUAUUGAUGGUCCGAGUGAGGGUGUUCCAAGGGUUCUUGCUUGCUUUAGCAAUUGUCUUCUACGACGGGAGCCCCUCAAACUUGUGGAUGGUGGUCAAUCCCAGAGAACUUUUGUUUACAUCAAAGAUGCUAUUGAGGCUGUCUUAUUGAUGAUUGAAAAUCCUGCGAGGGCCAAUGGGCACAUAUUUAAUGUGGGUAACCCAAACAAUGAGGUUACAGUCAGGCAGCUUGCCGAGAUCAUGACUCAGGUUUACUCAAAUGUGAGUGGAGAACCGCCCUUGGAAAAACCUACAAUUGAUGUGAGCUCUAAAGAAUUCUAUGGUGAGGGAUAUGAUGAUAGUGACAAGAGAAUUCCUGACAUGACCAUAAUCAACAAACAGCUUGGCUGGAACCCCAAGACCUCGCUUUGGGACUUGCUUGAAUCAACCCUCACCUAUCAGCACAGGACAUAUGCUGAAGCUAUCAAAAAAGUUAUGGCAAAGCCAGUUUCAAGUUAGCAUGGUGCACUAUCGCGUUGCCCCAGAUAUGUGGGUAUUCUGUUAGCUUGUUCUUGCCAAUCAACUCGACUCUACAUGCAUUAUAAAGGUUCAUUUUGCAUAUACGUUAAUUUUUUCCCCUGAUUACGUUAGCGGCCCAUGCCUGUCGCAAAUUUAUACAGAGGACAGAAAUUUGUUGAGGCAAUCCUUGUUACCACUUAGUAAUUUCCAUGUAGAGCUUUGGGCCGCUAGACUUGUUGGAGGUCUUUUUACGAGAAUUAUUAUUAUUCUUUUAGGGAUCUGCCAGUCCCCUGAUUUGAUUUUUUUCUCAUGUUCAGAUACACUUGCUGUGUUUGCCUCUCCAAGGCAUUUGUGCUCUAAAUUAUUUAUUAUUAACUGCUUGUGAUA
Messenger RNA from Prosopis cineraria, 1715 nucleotides. Its product is annotated as UDP-D-apiose/UDP-D-xylose synthase 2-like. The transcript has 9 exons. The record is from RefSeq and is a predicted model, not a curated record. The coding region runs from base 162 to 1328 and encodes 388 amino acids. NCBI's taxonomy places the organism in Eukaryota, Viridiplantae, Streptophyta, Magnoliopsida, Fabales, Fabaceae. Gene Ontology annotation, molecular function: carboxy-lyase activity.